GGUGGUGUGGAGCCCCCACCCUGCCCUGGCAGCUGUCCGAUAACGCAGAGGAAGCAAACAACAAGGCUGCUGCCUGAGACCUUUACUAUUACACCUCAUUUUCUUCACCCAGAAGGAAUUGUCACUUCAUCUCUUUGACCCGCCAUUCUUGUCUGCGUUUUGGUUGACUGCGUUAUUGUGGGGAUAAAAAUGGUUGAUUAACACUUUUUACGCGCGCCCUUGUUGCCUGCUGUGAAUCUAUCUCUGACCUCCUCUCUGAGGUCAUCUCCCACUCUGGAUAUUCAGCUGCAGUUCAUUCUCUGUUACUCAGUAAAAAAGGCUGCAAUGCUCUCAAAGAGGGAGAAAGAGCUCAUUGCAGAAAUAUGGGAAAAGCUGACUCCUGUGGCCGAAGACAUUGGGUCAGAUGCGCUGCUUAGGAUGUUCGCCUCUUUCCCAGGCACCAAGACAUACUUUUCCCAUCUAGACAUCAGUGCCCGCUCCGCUCACCUGCUCACUCACGGGAAGAAGAUUGUCCUGGCCAUAGCAGAGGGAGCCAAAGACAUCAGCCAGCUGACCGUCACCCUGGCUCCUCUGCAAACCCUACACGCGUACCAACUCCGGAUAGACCCGACUAACUUCAAGCUUUUCUCACACUGUAUGCUCGUCACCCUGGCCUGUCACAUGGGCAAAGACUUCACACCGGUUGCACAUGCAGCGAUGGACAAGUACCUGUCAGCCUUUGCAGCUGUCCUCGCCGAGAAAUACAGAUGAGCCUCAGCCACCUGUUCCUAAGAAGUAUAUGAGACCUUUAUGAUGCUAUAUGAUACGAAAUAUAUAUGUAUGUGUAGUU
Xiphias gladius (swordfish) is the source of this 829-nucleotide messenger RNA. RefSeq lists its product as uncharacterized. Lineage: Eukaryota; Metazoa; Chordata; Actinopteri; Istiophoriformes; Xiphiidae. The transcript is spliced from 3 exons. Gene Ontology annotation, biological process: oxygen transport; hydrogen peroxide catabolic process. Gene Ontology annotation, molecular function: oxygen carrier activity; peroxidase activity; organic acid binding. The record is from RefSeq and is a predicted model, not a curated record. Bases 325 to 750 code for a protein of 141 amino acids. Gene Ontology annotation, cellular component: haptoglobin-hemoglobin complex; hemoglobin complex; blood microparticle.